Molecule: messenger RNA, 272 nt
Organism: Tuber melanosporum (Perigord truffle)
Lineage: Eukaryota; Fungi; Ascomycota; Pezizomycetes; Pezizales; Tuberaceae
Exons: 1
Coding region: 117-251 (44 amino acids)
Source: RefSeq, a predicted model, not a curated record
CGCAGGUUCGGCUGAAAGUUAAAGAGAGAAAGCGUGUGGUCUACCGGUACCGGUACUAGUACUUGUACUUGUACUUGUAUACUCGAGUAAUAGAAGGGACGAAUGUUCAGCUCGGGAUGUUUCUUUCUCUCUCCUUAACAGGGCUGGGUUUGGCUGUGUUCUCAUCAAUAAGCGUUUCAUGUUUUCCUUGCCUCUGGAGGGAGAGAAGAGUAAGAUCAUGCAGUGAGGAUCAAUGCUAUUCAGAAUCAUAAUAAUAUUUAUGAUUAUAAAAA